Molecule: messenger RNA, 657 nt
Organism: Staurois parvus
Lineage: Eukaryota; Metazoa; Chordata; Amphibia; Anura; Ranidae
Source: the annotation of a GenBank genome assembly
GGCGGGCGCCGGACCCCCAGGCGGAGCGACAGGUCUCGGGCCCUUAGGCGGAACGACAGGUCUCAGGCCCCCAGGUGGGGGGGGGGGCGGCGGGCACCGAGUCACCAGGCACAACCGUGGGCUCCGAGUCAACUGGGAUGACCGCUGGCACUGGGUCAGACAUUGGAUCGUCUGGCUGGACAGCGGGCAUCGGCGGGCACCGCGUCAUCUGGCAAGGCAGUGGGCUCCGAGUCAACUGGUAUGACCGCGGGCACUGGGUCAGACAUUGGAUCGUCUGGCUGGACAGAGGGCACUGGGUCACCAGGCAUCAGGUCAUUUGGCUCGACAGCGGGCACCCGCGUCAUCUGGCAAGGCAGUGGGCUCCGAGUCAACAGGCACGACAGUGAGCACCGGGUCAUCAGGUACCGGAUUGUCUGGCUCGACAGCGGGCAUCGGGUCACCAGGCAUCAGGUCAUUUGGCUCGACAGCGGGCACCGGAUCAGGUACCGGAUCAACAGCGGGCAUCGAGUCAACUGGCCUAAUAGGAUCGUCAGGCUGGAUCAGUUCAUCAUGCUGGGUAGAGGCAUCAGGCUGAAUGCCGGCGUCCGGCUGAGUAGAGGCUUCAGGCCGAGUAGAGGCUUCAGGCCGAGUAGAGGCUUCAGGCCGAGUAGAGGCAUC